Molecule: messenger RNA, 4441 nt
Organism: Gorilla gorilla gorilla (western lowland gorilla)
Lineage: Eukaryota; Metazoa; Chordata; Mammalia; Primates; Hominidae
Gene: PSPC1
Product: paraspeckle component 1
Exons: 7
Coding region: 240-1421 (393 amino acids)
Molecular function (GO): RNA binding
Source: RefSeq, a predicted model, not a curated record
GGGGUGGGACUUGCACCGGCGUCUCUUCUUCCAACUGCAGUUUGUGGCAGCGCCAUUUUGAAUGUGCUGCUGCAGCGGGCGUGAGUUGGGGGAGGACGGGUUGCCGACUCGCCUACCUAGCGGUCUCUUGAUUGUCGAUAUUUUGUUGGCAUAGGUUUAUGUAGAGACGUAUACAUAUAUAUAGACACACUGUCUAUAAAUCUAGGCCUGUAUCCGGUGUCCGAGGCGAACUCAGUAAGAUGAUGUUAAGAGGAAACCUGAAGCAAGUGCGCAUUGAGAAAAACCCGGCCCGCCUUCGCGCCCUGGAGUCCGCGGUGGGCGAGAGCGAGCCGGCGGCCGCGGCAGCCAUGGCGCUCGCUCUUGCCGGGGAGCCGGCACCGCCCGCGCCCGCGCCUCCGGAGGACCACCCGGACGAGGAGAUGGGGUUCACUAUCGACAUCAAGAGUUUCCUCAAGCCGGGCGAGAAGACUUACACGCAGCGCUGCCGCCUCUUCGUGGGAAAUCUGCCCACCGACAUCACGGAGGAGGACUUCAAGAGGCUCUUCGAACGCUAUGGCGAGCCCAGCGAAGUCUUCAUCAACCGGGACCGUGGCUUCGGCUUCAUCCGCUUGGAAUCCAGAACCCUGGCUGAAAUUGCAAAAGCAGAGCUGGACGGCACCAUUCUCAAGAGCAGACCUCUACGGAUUCGCUUCGCUACACAUGGAGCAGCCUUGACUGUCAAGAACCUUUCUCCAGUUGUUUCCAAUGAGCUGCUAGAGCAAGCAUUUUCUCAGUUUGGUCCAGUAGAGAAAGCUGUUGUGGUUGUGGAUGAUCGCGGUAGAGCUACAGGAAAAGGUUUUGUAGAGUUUGCAGCAAAACCUCCUGCACGAAAGGCUCUGGAAAGAUGUGGUGAUGGGGCAUUCUUGCUAACAACGACCCCUCGUCCAGUCAUUGUGGAACCCAUGGAGCAGUUUGAUGAUGAAGAUGGCUUGCCAGAGAAGCUGAUGCAGAAAACUCAACAAUAUCAUAAGGAAAGAGAACAACCACCACGUUUUGCUCAACCUGGGACAUUUGAAUUUGAGUAUGCAUCUCGAUGGAAGGCUCUUGAUGAAAUGGAAAAGCAGCAGCGUGAGCAGGUUGAUAGAAACAUCAGAGAAGCCAAAGAGAAACUGGAGGCAGAAAUGGAAGCAGCUAGGCAUGAACACCAAUUAAUGCUAAUGAGGCAAGAUCUAAUGAGACGUCAAGAAGAACUCAGACGCUUGGAAGAACUUAGAAACCAAGAGUUGCAAAAACGGAAGCAAAUACAACUAAGACAUGAAGAGGAGCAUCGGCGGCGUGAGGAAGAAAUGAUCCGACACAGAGAACAGGAGGAACUGAGGCGACAGCAAGAGGGCUUUAAGCCAAACUACAUGGAAAAUGGUGAUAAAAGAAAAUGUGGCUGAAGUUAACCGAAGUUCAGCUUGCAGUGUAAUUCAGAAGAGUUAAGACCAGAAGUACUGGAAUCAUACUUCCUUUCAGGUCAGUCCGUAUCUGCUCAUUAUUUUCUAACAGAUCCUUGAGUAUUCAUUUCUUCCUAGUUUUUUCUAGUCAAUUCUUCCCGAUUCUGAUUCUGUGGACUGUAAUGAACAUAUGUAAUGGUCCCAGUGUUUUGAGUCAGUAGAAUAUUUAUGAACAGUUUAUAGCUGAAGCUGAAGCCUCUAUAGCUUGGCCUGUCUUCGUAGGAAACCCUGGCAUCAUGUCUCAGCAAGGCUAGAGGGGACUCUCAGCUUCGCCUUGCCCUCCUCUUUCCUCACUGGUGUAAUGCGUAUAUUGAUUUGUCUUCAGGUAAAACUGGACUAAGAGGGGAAAUGACAUAGAGGUCUUGGAGUGAGGAGAGAGAAAAAAAAGUUCUUUGUAAAAAAAUUUCCUGUUGAUUUUUAAUGACCUCCAAACCUAGAAUUUUAAACUUGUGUUCCUUUGGAAAAUAUGUAAUCUCUUUUUUUUUUUUUUGAGACGGAGUCUUGCUCUGUCGCCCAGGCUGGAGUGCAGUGGCGCGAUCUCUGCUCACUGCAAGCUCCGCCUCCCGGGUUCACGCCAUUCUCCUGCCUCAGCGUCCCGAGUAGCUGGAACCACAGGCGCCCGCCACCACGCCCGGCUAAUUUUUGUAUUUUUAGUAGAGACGGGGUUUCACUGUGUUAGCCAGGAUGGUCUUGAUCUCCUGACUUUGUGAUCCACCCGCCUCGGCCUCCCAAAGUGCUGGGAUUAGAGGCGUGAGCCACCGCGCCCGGCCAGAAAAUAUGUAAUCUUAAAAAUGGAUCCAUUCCUCCUCCUCUGCUUUCUACUUUUUCGGAGAGGGGUCACAAUUUUUCGGUUCUUUUGUUAUGUCACUCUUAAAAUAUUAUUGAAACAUUAAUGCAGUCUUUAUGACAAAAUUCCCAUGGGUACAUUGUCAUCCUAAUAGAUCCAGAAAGUAUUAAGUGUAUGUCUUUUCUAGCUUUUGUCUGGUGAUACUAAACAUUAUUGUGUCUUAUUCUUGCUGCUACAAGUGGUUCUGGGGACUAGGAGUGACAGUGUUGCCUGAGAGCUUCUUGGAAAUGAAGUGUCUCCCACACAGGACACAGAGUCCUGCAAGUCAAAAAGUCCAUUUUAACUGUGAAGAUUAGGUCCUGUGUACUAAUGAAGACGUUUCUUUCUAGGAUUUUUGUGCACUUGGUUUGAGAUGCACUGAUGUAUUCUGUAGUUUUGAGAAAUUAUACCUUUUCAAAGUAUCUUGACACCUCAUGCAGCACAAAAAUGUGACAGCUGUUUUGCAUACUGUACCCAGCUCUAGAAAGUUAAUCUCAGGCUUUGGUUCUCAGGCCUAGACCAGCAGCAUCGCCAUCUGGGAGCUUCAGAAUGCACAUUCUCAAGCCACACCCUCAGCCUAUGCAACAGAAAUUUUGAGGAUGGAAACUAGAGAAUAAUUUUCUAGUCUAUGGAGAUUUUAUUGAAAUUAAACUUUCAAAUUGCUGUAUUAUGUAGGUAACUGAAAAUCCAAAGAACGAAUCUCAUAUAUGGGUAAGGAAAUAUAUGGGAAAGGAAAAAAAAUUGUGUACAUAAGCUGUCUGUGGCAUAGAUCAGGCCUGUGGCAUUCUGUGGCCUUCAAAGAGAGAAGAGGAGAGAGAUUCUAUAAGCUUAUCAGGUAGAUUUGUCAUUGGAACUUUAGGAUUUUUAAAUUUUGGUUAAAAUAUGUGAAUACUGUUACUUCAGUUAAAGUAACUCCUUUUAUAGAUUUUACUUUCUAACAAAGUCAGUGAAAAGUAACCGAGGUUCACUCCAGAAACAUGUAAAGAAAGUAAAAUUAUUAAAAGGCCAAAUAUUUAAUUCUUGUGACAUUGAAUCUGCUUUUAUUAUAAAGAGUUAAGAAAUUGCCAUUUCCAUGACAGUUUCCUCCAUCAACAAUCUUAAUAUUGAAGCUUGAAUUUAGGUCUGCUGGUCAGUGAUUCUAGUCUAGCAAAUUACUUUAGGACUGAAAGCUCUUGUUUCUUUAGAAAAAUAUACUAUGGAGAUUAGAUCCUGUUUACUAGUGAAGACUCUGUCUCUUUUCCAGGUCAAAACAUUUUGUGGGAAAUAUCCUGUUCGUGACCUAGGAGAAACAAGACAGAAAACAAAUCUUACUUCAUUUAUGAAUUUCUUACUCCAUACAAGCAGUUUAUGGAUGUCUGGGCAAUCAUAGCACUUGCCAUUUAAAAACAUGCUACAGGGGCACAUUUUCUGUGGUUAAAAAUGAUCUCCAGAAUAAGUGUAAACUGCAGUUUUCCUUUGCAUCGAGGGUUUUGGCUUUUUAUUUGUAAAUUAAAUCAAGAUGUUACCCACUCCUUGGUGUGGUGGUCUUGCUGGUUCGUGUUGGGAAGUAGUAUGGCAGCAAUGCACAAAUUCAGAAUAGCCAAGAAAUCCCUCCUUUUCAACGCUCUGUGCCUGGAACUAUUAGAGGAGUUUUAAAAACCAUCCCUCAUAGCCCACAAUUUUGGGUCAACUCUCAAAAUUGGGAAUAAGAAAACUGGCAUUGUUGGGAGAAAAAUCGUUCUUACUGAAGCAUGAACUGGCUCAGGCAAGCAAAUAGCGGGAGUCGGCACAGGAAGGAGUGUGUGCUGCGGGGAUGCGUGGGGGCAUCACUUUCAAAACUAAAGUGGUGCCAGGCGGACAGAUGAGUCCUUGAUCUUGUUUCCUGAUCUUGUUUCCAUUUGACUGAAUUCUGAACCUUCAUUGUCUUCACAGUCUUGCCACUUUCCUAGUGAGGCUUUUCCGAACCUGGAAGGAGACGUCUAGAAAUCCCAGCUUUGCUGUGUAAGGACCAUUAGCUGCAAGUCAGUGGAAGUCUAUAGAAAGCAGUGUGAAUUCCAUAGUGGUCUUGACUUAGCAAGGAUUUGGGAUAAGUCUAAAACUUCAGACUUAAAGCUUUGAAACAUGUUAACUGCAUGAAAUAUUAAACAUUUCGAACUUC